This is a messenger RNA of Asparagus officinalis (garden asparagus), 1276 nucleotides long. Its product is annotated as mitochondrial phosphate carrier protein 3, mitochondrial-like. Gene Ontology annotation, cellular component: mitochondrial inner membrane. Gene Ontology annotation, biological process: mitochondrial phosphate ion transmembrane transport. Gene Ontology annotation, molecular function: phosphate transmembrane transporter activity. Lineage: Eukaryota; Viridiplantae; Streptophyta; Magnoliopsida; Asparagales; Asparagaceae. The record is from RefSeq and is a predicted model, not a curated record.
AUGCCGUUCUUAAUCCAGGCACCGAGCGAGCCGGGAAAGAUUGCGAUGUACUCGCCGGCGUUCUACGCCGCCUGCACCUUUGGAGGGAUCUUGAGCUGUGGAUUGACUCACAUGGCCGUUACUCCUCUCGAUCUCGUCAAAUGUAACAUGCAGAUUGAUCCUGCGAAGUACAAGAGCAUCUCAUCAGGAUUUGGAGUUUUGUUAAAAGAGCAGGGAGCCAGAGGAUUUUUCAGGGGAUGGGUGCCAACCUUGCUUGGCUACAGUGCUCAGGGUGCCUGCAAGUUUGGAUUCUAUGAAUUCUUCAAGAAAUACUAUUCAGAUCUUGCUGGACCUGAGUAUGCAACUAAGUACAAGACACUGAUCUACUUAGCUGGGUCGGCAUCUGCUGAAGUGAUUGCCGAUGUGGCACUUUGCCCCAUGGAAGCUGUAAAAGUUCGGGUCCAGACACAACCAGGUUUUGCUAGAGGAUUGAGCGAUGGGCUCCCCAAGUUUGUCAAAGCAGAAGGAGCAAUGGGGUUGUACAAAGGAAUAGUACCACUAUGGGGUCGCCAAAUUCCUUACACGAUGAUGAAAUUUGCGUCAUUUGAGACCAUUGUUGAGAUGCUCUACAAGUAUGCCAUUCCCACACCAAAGGACCAGUGCAGCAAGACUCUUCAGCUGGGAGUCAGCUUUGCGGGUGGUUAUGUUGCUGGAGUGUUCUGUGCUGUUGUCUCUCACCCGGCUGACAAUCUUGUGUCUUUCCUGAAUAAUGCUAAGGGCGCAACUGUUGGUGAUGCUGUGAAGAAGCUUGGAAUGUUGGGCUUGUUCACCCGUGGGCUGCCUCUCCGAAUUGUCAUGAUUGGUACUUUGACGGGAGCGCAAUGGGGAAUUUAUGAUGCUUUCAAAGUCUUUGUUGGCCUGCCAACAACGGGUGGAGCUGCUCCUGCUACACCCACGCUCCAACCUGCAAAAUGAGCAGUUGCAUCAAGUAGCUGCAGAGCGAUUUAGGGAUUUUAUUUAAUAACAAGACUCACUGAUUGAUUUGCUCCUCUGCCAAUGGAGUGUAUACUAUUUUUUAUGAAGCAUAGUUAUAUCUCCUAUCGCAGCUUGUAGAAUAUCUAGGGAUGGUUUUGUUCUCAUCCUUCAGAUACGAGAAAAGCAAAAUGGGAAAGCUUUUUUGGUAUAGGAGCACAUUUUUAGUAGAUAAUAAAUUUUGGACUAGAGGCAGUGAUCUGCCCUGUUGUACCUUCCAUUGUUGUAUUCAAAUUUUAAUUUGCAUCUUUGUUUCCUGGCAUUA